UUAAGCUUCUCUGCACUGAUCAUCAGCACACUGCAGUAAUGUCAGAAACUGAACUGGACAGAAACACACUUGGAGGCUGGAGCACAGUAAACCCGGUCACUCUAGAGGUGAUAAAGAUUUGCUUUGAGGUGAAGCAACUGAUUCAGAAGAGGGUUGAAAAGGAAAAUGAUUUAAUGAUCUACAAUCCUUUGCUCUAUGCUUCUCAGAUUGUGAAUGGGACCAACUAUGUGGUCAAGGUGUUGCUUAGUUUGGAUGGACUGUGUGUUCACAUGAAGAUAUAUCAGUCUCUUGACUGUGAUGGAGCGAAGCUGAGUUUGAUUGAAAUCCAGUUCCCAAAAACCUUUGAUGACCCACUGAUCCCCUUCUGAAGAGUUAGUCUUUAUCUAAUAACAGACACAUUCAAUGAGCUGCCAUACUGAGAACUGCUGAAAUCAAUUCAUUCCUCAAUAUUAA
Labeo rohita (rohu) is the source of this 453-nucleotide messenger RNA. Its product is annotated as cystatin-B. Bases 39 to 368 code for a protein of 109 amino acids. Gene Ontology annotation, molecular function: cysteine-type endopeptidase inhibitor activity. The transcript is spliced from 3 exons. The record is from RefSeq and is a predicted model, not a curated record. Lineage: Eukaryota; Metazoa; Chordata; Actinopteri; Cypriniformes; Cyprinidae. Gene Ontology annotation, cellular component: cytosol.